GCGAGAUACGAUGGCACAACACGAAAUGUCGCAUUCAGCUAAACUUAUUAUUUUAUUGGUUAUUUUUUUUGAAGCUAGGUUCUUUGGUGAAGUAUUUGCUGGUGAUGGAAAAACUGAAAAAUUCAUUAAAGAAUACAACUAUCCCGUUGAGACGCAUCAUUACGAAACUGAUGACGGGUAUAUUCUUACAGCUCACAGAAUACCCCAUGGAUUAAGCAAAGAAAAGCCCAAACGUGUAGCUUUGAUGGUACAUGGCAUGGGUGGUAGUGGAGAAAACUAUAUAACUAUAGGGCCCCCAGACGCUUUAGGCUUCUAUUUAGCUGACAAAGGCUAUGACGUUUGGCUUUUCAAUGCUAGAGGAAGUAUGAAUUCUAGAAAACAUCGUUCGUUGAAUCCAAAUACAGAAAGAAAGAAAUUUUGGAAUUUCAGUUGGCAUGAAAUUGGAACCUAUGACCUCCCAGCCACAAUCAAUUACAUCCUGAAUGUCACAGGAGCUGAUGGAAUAUUUUACGUAGGGCACUCGCAAGGAACCACAACACUAUUCGUCCUGUUAUCAGAGGUGCCAGAAAUGAACGACAAAAUUAAAGCUGCAGCAUUGUUGGCACCUUCCGCGAGUCUUCAUCAUACGCAGUCGCCCUUGUUGAUUUUGGCUACCAGAUUUUUGGAAUUAGGACAGAAGCUACUGCCCAUGCUCAAUUGGUACGAAAUGUUAAUGCCAAAUGGUAAUGAACUAUUGAAUAGGAUUGUUGUACCAUUAUGUAGUCCAAAAGCAAUGCAUGACAUAUGUAUGGAUUUCCUUUAUGUAAUUGCUGGUACCGAAUCUGGACUGGUUAAUAAGACCCUACUACCAAUUAUGCUACAAUUCACCCCUUCCGGAUUUGCUGUUAAACAAAUGUUCCAUUAUGCACAAGUAAUUAAAACUGGGGACUUUAAGCAAUUCGACUACGGACCCAAGAAAAAUCUGAAAAUGUAUAACGACACUAAACCUCCACUAUACAAGUUUCCUAAUAUGAAAGUACCUCUAGCUCUAUUUUAUGCGAUAGAAGAUCCUUAUUCUAAUCCCACGAUGGUGGAAGAACUACGAGGAAAGCUUCCAAAUAUUGUACUAGAUUACCAGGUACCAGUCCCAAAAUUCAAUCAUCUCGAUUAUAUUCUUGCUUAUAACGUAAAAGAAUUCAUAAAUGAUCGUGUAUUGGAAGUUUUUGAUAGGUUCUGAUGUAUAGUUAUUAAAUAUAGGCAAUAAUAAUUUUUAUGCUAAAUAAUAUUCAAGUUAAAACAAUAAAUGAAUUGAUAUUUU
Ceutorhynchus assimilis (cabbage seed weevil) is the source of this 1297-nucleotide messenger RNA. NCBI's taxonomy places the organism in Eukaryota, Metazoa, Arthropoda, Insecta, Coleoptera, Curculionidae. The record is from the annotation of a GenBank genome assembly.